Molecule: messenger RNA, 4154 nt
Organism: Ictalurus furcatus (blue catfish)
Lineage: Eukaryota; Metazoa; Chordata; Actinopteri; Siluriformes; Ictaluridae
Product: protocadherin alpha-8-like
Exons: 1
Coding region: 239-2623 (794 amino acids)
Biological process (GO): homophilic cell-cell adhesion
Cellular component (GO): plasma membrane
Molecular function (GO): calcium ion binding
Source: RefSeq, a predicted model, not a curated record
CAAGAUGUCAGUAAUACACCACGAUCCUUUCCUAAUGUCAGACCCUGCCCAUCCACUGUUUUUUCAUGCAAUCCGUUUGGAACACUGCCGUGAACACGACGCUAAACUGACUUAAAUAACAAAAACACCUUAAUGGGAUGUGAAAAAGAAAUUCUUUCUUAUUCCAGUUUGAAGAAUAUGCUCAUGACGUGAUUGUAUCCUCGGUGAUUUGCUUGGUCUUUAAAGAAGAUUGUUCGUGAUGGAUAACAACAGACAAAGGCACAGAUGGGAUUGCUCGUGGAUUGUUCUCCGAAUUUCUUUGCUAAUGUGUCUUGGGAACAAGAUUACGGCUCAGAUAAGGUACUCUAUUCCGGAAGAAUUGAAAGAAGGAUAUAUUGUGGGCAAUAUCGCUAAGGAUUUAGGGCUUGAUAUUAGUAUGUUGGUGGACAGACGGUUUCGUAUUGUGUCCGGUUCUGAUAGUACUCUUUUCCACUUAAACCAGGACAAUGGCGUUUUGUACACCCAUAAGAAAAUCGACAGAGAGGAAAUAUGUUCUGCAAUUAACCCUUGCGUAAUAAAUUUGAAAAUAGUCGUUGAAGACCCUCUUGAGAUUCAUUACAUAGCGGUGGAAAUUACAGAUGUAAAUGACCAUUCUCCAAUGUUUACGGAAAAAGAGAAACGUCUUGAAAUAGCAGAAUCAACUGUUCAAAAUACCCGUUUUCAGCUGCAAGCCGCUCGUGACCCUGACAAUGGAGAGAACUCUGUUCGGUUAUACAAAUUAAGCCAAAACGAACAUUUUGAUGUGGAAAUAAGGAACAGGGGAGAAGAUAAGCUUCCGUUUUUGGUUUUACAGAAGCCACUCGAUCGUGAGCACAGAGCUGAGCAUAUUUUAAUCUUAACUGCAUUCGAUGGAGGAAGCCCACAUAGGUCAGGUACACUCAACAUAACAGUUAUUGUUCUUGACGUUAAUGACAAUCGUCCUAUAUUUAGUCAAGACGUAUAUACGACAACACUGAAAGAAAACACACCCAUUGGAACAUUGGUGUUGAAAUUACAGGCAAAUGAUAAUGAUGACGGUGUAAAUGGGGAAGUGUCUUUUGUUUUCGGGGGUGACAAAAACCAAAACGCCUUCGAUAUUUUUGUUUUAGAUAACAUAACGGGUGAAAUUCGAGUAAAGGGCGAAGUAGAUUUUGAACAGACUAACAUUUACAAACUAGAUAUUCAAGCCUCAGACGGUGGUCAGCCUCCUUUGACCACUGAUUGCAGAGUUAUCAUAAAGAUACUAGAUGUAAAUGACAAUCAACCGUGCAUAGAGGUUACUUCAUUGUCCAACAUAGUUCCUGAGGAUACCAGACCUGGAACUGUAAUAUCGCUAAUUAGUUUUAGUGACAGAGACACUGGUGCAAAUGGGAAGGUCAAGAGCGCUAUAUCUGAAAUCGUACCAUUUGAAUUAAAACCAUCAAUUCAGGAGAACAUAUACUCAUUAGUGAUUAAAGAACAACUGGACCGAGAGCUAGUUUCAUAUUAUGACAUAACGAUUACAGCCACAGACCUAGGGCAGCCUCCUUUAUUCACCACUAAAACAUUGAGCGUGCAAAUUUCAGAUGUGAAUGAUAAUAAGCCAGUAUUUACCCAAAACCCUGUUGAACUGUAUGUAUUUGAAAAUAAUUUUCCAGGUGCUUCUAUAUUUUGUAUCAGCGCAUCUGAUAGUGAUGUAAAUGAAAACGCUUUAAUAUCUUAUAAUAUUCUCAGAGGGGGGAAUAAACCCAAUCACAUAGCAUCAUUCCUUAACAUUCAUUCUGAAACAGGUGUUAUACAAGCACUAAAACCCUUUGACUUCGAAACUACAAAAACGUUCCAGUUCCACGUGCUCGCUACAGAUUCUGGAACUCCGUCACUAAGCAGCAACGUCACAGUGAACGUGUUCAUUCUGGAUCAGAACGACAACGCUCCAGUGAUCUUAUAUCCAGUCAGUGCUAACGGUUCUGCUGAAGGUGUGGAGGAGAUUCCCCGCAAUGUCAACGCAGGACAUUUAGUGACUAAAGUGAGAGCCUAUGACGCGGAUAUAGGAUACAACGGCUGGUUAUUAUUUUCACUGCAGGAAGUGAGUGACCACAGUCUCUUUGCUUUGGACCGUUAUACAGGACAGAUAAGGACCCUUCGCUCAUUCACAGAAACAGAUGAUGCUGAACAUAAACUGGUCAUACUGGUCAAAGACAAUGGAAAUGUUUCGUUUUCAGCAACAGCCACUGUGAUUAUCAAACUUGUUGAGCCAAAAGAGGCUUUUGCAGCUUCUGAUGUUAACAACGCAGUAAAUGAAGAGAAAGAAAACAGCGUUACAUUUUAUUUGAUCAUUACAUUGGGAUCGGUUUCAUUUCUUUUCAUCAUCAGUAUCAUCGUGCUGAUUGUAAUGCAGUGCUCCAAAUCUACAGACUAUUCCUCCAAGUAUUUGCAAGAUACAAAUUAUGACGGGACACUGUGUCACAGCAUCCAGUACAGAUCCGGAGAUAAACGCUACAUGUUAGUUGGACCAAGAACGAGUAUCGGAUCUACUCUAGUUCCAGGAAGUAAUGGAAAUACUCUAGUGAUACCAGAUCGCAGGAGGAGAACGUCUGGUGAGGUAAGAAAGAAAUGUUAUAUAUAAUAUAUUUGUUGUCGAAUUUUAUGGGGAUUCCUGUACAGCCGUUUUUUGCAUAUACAUACUUUACCAAUGUACAGGGUGUCCCAAAAGUCGUCAUACAUAUGGGAAAUUAACACUUUUCAGCAAAAUGUCUUCCAAAUUUUUUCAUACAUUGUGAGAUCCACAAAUAUAUGCUAGAAGUCACAAAAAUUAAUUAAAUUAACAAAUAAAUAUCUGCACGCACUUGUGGAUUAUGAAACAUUUCUAGCAUCAAGAGUGGUGCACACAAAUCAACAAAUAGUUGGACUCCACCCACCGUCUACUCAAGCCAAUCGAAUAACUGCCACAUUGCACUGACCAAUCGUAGCACGGUCUCGCUCCAACCAAUCACGUUUUGUUUUACAAUCAGUGCUGGAACUGAGUCAUACUGCACCGAACUCGCUUACUAUGAAGGCUAUGAUCAGGAGGAUUGACGACAGGAGAGUGGUUUUAACCAUCUGACAGCAUCACUGUGACAACAUCUAAAAGAAAACAAGCAACGUUAUGGGUCAUACAUUCUUUAUUAUAAGGGGAUAUUUGUGUUUUCACCAGUGUUUCCUGCAUCGCUACCGAAUCCACGGCAAAACCCGAGUUGUGAUUUUACAGUAAAUUGAGUGUGGUGAGAUUAAAAAACUGUUUCGGGAAAAGAUGGCAUUGGCAAGAAUGUGUUGUCCUCGCAGACUCCAUCUCAAAACACAGCGCGACCAGCGUCGUCCAAUUUUCUGGUUAAAGACACUUAUCUUUACAUUCUCUAAACAAAUCGUUCUAAAAGAUUCACAGACCGUAGGCGUUACCGAUAUGAAUCAGUCUAACAAAUUCUUACUGAAUCAGUGACUCAAUCAGUUACUAAUCCAUCAGACCACUUAUCUAUAUUAACAGUGCAUUUAUGACCCAUAACACUGCCUUGUUUUUUUUUUUCUUUUUUUUUUUUAGAUGUUGUUAGAAUGAUGCUGUUAGAUUAUGUACGCGAGUUUGGUACAGCGUUCCUGUAAAACAAAACCUGAUUGAUUGGAGCACGAACAUGCUACUAUCGGUCAGUGCAAUGUGGCCGUUAUCCGAUUGGCUUGAGAAAACGGUCGAGUCCAACUAUUUGUUGAUUUGUGUUCACUCGACGCUUGAAAUGUUUCAAAACUCACAAAUGCGUGCAGCAAUCCACAAAUCCAUAUUACGCGAUUCACAAAUGAAUGCCAGGCAGAGUUGUGUUUGUGACACACACACACACACAUGUGUGUGUGUGUGUGUGUGCGUGUAUAAUUUACAAAUCUCAUUUGAUUUAUUUGGGAAUUUAAUUAAUUUUUGUGAUACUCCUAAAAUAAUUUUGUGAAUCUCGCUACAUUUAUUUGUGGGUAAUCUAUUUAUUUGGAAUUAUGAAACAAUUCUUACCUCAUAGAGAGACGACUCUGUGUGUUUACAAAGAAAUAACAGCCAUUUAAAUGACAAUCAUGUUUACAAAGAAAUGACACCCAUUUAUAUGGAUGUAUUGUAAAUAAAGUUACAUUUAGCUAAAAAAAAUAAU